AGCAGGCAGAAGUAAUCUACAUAAUUAUCUGAUGUGGAGUUCUGUCACAACAAUACAAAAUGUCGACGGAAACAGAGUCGCAGGAAAAUUAUAUCUAUAUUUUACUGGUGGAAAUGGAUGCACUAGAGAGCGAACUUGAGCGCAUGGAGCGAGAGCCGACGGAGGCGUCCAAUGGCAAUCUGGAGGAGCAAGUACGCAAGCUCAGGGAUCACAAUUUGCGGAUCAAAAAUCUUAACACUCAGCGUCGUCGCAUCCUGGACCAGCUGAAGGAGAAGAUGUUGCAGUAUACGACCCUUCAGGAACGCCUUCAUCAAAUUGGCGAACUCCUGAUCAUCGCUGAUCUGCAUGCGGCUGUUAAGAAAAUCAAUCAGCGUCUGGACAGGAUGGUGGAGGACGCAACCUGCUCUAUUUGCCUGUUGCCCUGGACGGAAAAUGGAAUACAUCGCCUGGUCUCGCUGCGUUGUGGCCAUUUGUUUGGGAGCAGAUGCAUCCACAUGGCCAUUCGAAUGUACCAUCGCUGCCCAAUCUGCAGGCGCCGGGCCCGUCACUUCCAUGUGCGCAGGAUCUACAGUCGCAGUUUUUCGUCCCAUUAAGUCGAAUCUUCCAAUUUAUGCGGUAUCAUUGUAGUUUUAAUAUGUGCGUUCUUUCAUGGUUGAUGUUUAUUGAAAAUUCUAGUAAACAAAAGUGAGGAGGUGGUUCCUCACCUUAAGUGAGGAAUAACUAUAUACAUAUACUUAUUUUAAAAUAAAAUAAAGAUGAUUAAAACGACAAAAGACAAAUGACAAAGAUCGUUAAAAUCUUUAGGUAUUGCUACUAGCCAAGCGCUAUAAAUAUUAUAUUUAUAUGUA
Drosophila erecta is the source of this 848-nucleotide messenger RNA. RefSeq lists its product as uncharacterized. The coding region runs from base 60 to 593 and encodes 177 amino acids. Gene Ontology annotation, cellular component: nucleus. Gene Ontology annotation, biological process: protein ubiquitination; interstrand cross-link repair. Lineage: Eukaryota; Metazoa; Arthropoda; Insecta; Diptera; Drosophilidae. Gene Ontology annotation, molecular function: ubiquitin protein ligase activity. The transcript has a single exon. The record is from RefSeq and is a predicted model, not a curated record.